AGCAAAGCCUGCUGAGCACUAGGAUUCCCGAGGCACCUCUUAGUGGCCCAAACCAAUUAGUCGCCCUUGGGAAUAAUUAACAUAGGAAGUUUUCUGUCUCCUCCAUGAGGGCUCUACAAAGCAAAUUAUUUAUAUGAAGUGUUCAGAACAGAAGAGGAAGAAAAAAUAAAAUCUCAAGGACAAGAUGUUACAUCGUCAGUAUAUUUUAUGAAGCAAACCAUCAGCAAUGCCUGUGGAACGAUUGGCCUAAUCCACGCCAUUGCGAACAACAAAGACAAGAUGCACUUUGAAUCUGGAUCAACAUUGAAAAAAUUCCUGGAAGAGUCUGUGUCAAUGAGCCCUGAAGAAAGAGCCAAAUACCUGGAGAACUAUGAUGCUAUUCGGGUUACUCAUGAAACCAGUGCACAUGAAGGUCAGACUGAGUCCUCCUCGCCAUCCUCAUCACAGCCUCAUUCUAGCCACUGCAGAGCGAAGGCCUCAUCCUUGUGCCAUCAUGCAUCCCUGGCCUGGGUCAAACGUAACCAUGUAGGCCCUGCAAAGGCUACCAGUCCAUCUCUCCGUCUCCGUCGCUGGCGACCCUUCUUACGCCUGCCAUCUUUGGGUCUCCAUUCUGUUGCUCCAAGUAUAGAUGAAAAAGUAGAUCUUCAUUUUAUUGCAUUAGUUCAUGUAGAUGGGCACCUCUAUGAAUUAGAUGGACGGAAACCGUUUCCAAUUAACCAUGGGAAAACUAGUGACGACACAUUGUUAGAGGAUGCCAUAGAAGUUUGCAAGAAGUUCAUGGAACGCGACCCCGAUGAGUUAAGAUUUAAUGCAAUUGCUCUCUCGGCAGCAUAGCAUCUCGACAGAAACACCACAUACUGUAUUAUUUGCAACAAAAGUUAAAUUUCUGAUGCCAUAACUAACUCAAAAUUUUUAAUAUUUUCAUUAACUUGACUGAUUAAACUUUAUGUGAAUAAACUUUGACUUUACCUCUGUUCUGUGUUGCUUUUGAUGCAG
Molecule: messenger RNA, 996 nt
Organism: Acomys russatus (golden spiny mouse)
Lineage: Eukaryota; Metazoa; Chordata; Mammalia; Rodentia; Muridae
Gene: Uchl3
Product: ubiquitin C-terminal hydrolase L3
Exons: 8
Coding region: 208-834 (208 amino acids)
Biological process (GO): protein deubiquitination; ubiquitin-dependent protein catabolic process
Cellular component (GO): cytoplasm
Molecular function (GO): cysteine-type deubiquitinase activity
Source: RefSeq, a predicted model, not a curated record